AUGGCUGAAGCCGCAAAGGAGCAGAUUUUCCACGAGCCCGACGAAAAGGUUACGAUAUCCGGAGCGUUGGAUUUGGGUUCGUUGGAUGAGAUCGACGAACUGGAGUUUGAGGAAGAACUAAUGGACACCGACACCGACAGCGAGCCGGACAUCGACGGGCUCGAGGAGGACAUGCUUGGCGACCAUCCGGCCCGGAAAUCCGGCUGGCAGGUACGAAAUUGUCGGAUGCACUUUUGCGUCGGCUGUUCUCGCGUGCACUGCCGCGAAUGUACGAACCUAUAUCACAAGCCCCUCGGCCAUCUUACAUUUCUAGUGCUGCUCGACCAGAAAUACAUCAGCUACCUGAAGAAGGUUGUGGAUGAACGACUAGCCGCCGAGGCCGAGCGACCCGGCCCAUCUCGUGCCAUUGCCACAACGCGAGUGCUGCCCCCGGACGGCUCGCCAUCGUGGAUGUUCGACAAGUUUAGGCCUUGGAAA
This is a messenger RNA of Mesorhabditis spiculigera, 477 nucleotides long. The record is from the annotation of a GenBank genome assembly. NCBI's taxonomy places the organism in Eukaryota, Metazoa, Nematoda, Chromadorea, Rhabditida, Rhabditidae.